Molecule: messenger RNA, 1386 nt
Organism: Pseudovirgaria hyperparasitica
Lineage: Eukaryota; Fungi; Ascomycota; Dothideomycetes; Acrospermales; Acrospermaceae
Exons: 4
Coding region: 247-1029 (260 amino acids)
Source: RefSeq, a predicted model, not a curated record
UUUGUGAGCGUUCAGUCACACGAGAUGUAUCCUUCGGGAUGAUGUCGAGACGAUUGGAUUUACUUCCAGGCGAAACAUCGCUGCAAACUUCCAUGGAUCAGCCAGGGACUUUUUGUUGGAUACUGUGAGUUACUAUCACCACGUGUACGCCCAACGUCACCGUGCAGAUUUACAAGCAGAACCACGAAGUGUUUGCAGCAGGUACCCCGAUCAUUGCUACUUCGAAUGGAAUCACACAUCGGCUCAAUGCCUGCAGAUGGCACAUACGAGAUGACGGCGAUAACCUUCCUCGACCUCCCUGCCGAGAUUCGCAACGAGAUUUAUAGAUUGGCACUAGAGCUGCCGAUGAGUAUGCCGGUCCUAGUGCUUGGCUUGUGUGGCUUACAGUCUUGUCCAACGAUUACCAAUCUGCUACUCACAAACAAAGCGGUAUAUAGCGAAGCCAGCUCGCUUUUGUAUGCAGAAACCAUCUUCGACUUCUCUAAGUGCGCGGUACAUACAGCGAUAUCUUUCAUUGAUAAAUGUGGCCCUCGGAACGCCAGCUACAUGCGCCACCUCCUGAUCAAAUCUCCGUUGCUCAGCGAGCCCUUCCAUGGUGAUGACGCCUUUCCUGAGGAUAUACAAGAGCUCUUGUCGAAGAUCGGCCAUUGCUGUCUCGGACUGCAUACUAUAACAAUGGAAUUGUAUAGCGCAAAUACCAUGGAGCAACUUAUUGAUAGUGCUGAGAGCCCGAUGAUCAUUUCGAAGGCCAUCGAGUUAGUCGAUUACCGUCUCAGGGCCAUACCGUCUUUGGAGACUAUAAAGAUUCGACUAUACGAAGUUGGACCGACAGUGGUUCGAAGUCAUAUGCAGUCCCGCGGGUGGCUUAUCGAGACUCAUGAUGAUGAUGAUGAUGCAUGGUACUUUGGAAAUGAUCAUGACAUAAAUGACUACGAUUAUGAUGAUUAUAGCCCUAGCAAUAUUUCCAGUAGCGCUGGUGAAUAUGAUAUCGAUAACGACAGUGACUAUUGGAGAAGGGCUGGAGACUGACAAAGUGAAAAAGGCACACGAACAGGACGAGGCUAAUUGGUUACCAUGGAUUGCUUCCAAGUCUCUCUUUGACUUCUCCUUACCAAAGCUUAUGCAAGAGAUGCUGGAGCAUGUUUCCUUUGGAUACGCCUUGUGACUACAUCAGUUCAUUGACUGGAGAUAGUUCUGUGCUAGAGGACAGUGGUUUCUGACUGUUGGGCUUGGCAAAUGAUUACGGCAUACUGUACCUUCAUCGUUAGGACAUAUCCAGUUUCCUCUAUUCGAGCUAUUCUCCCGUCUCAGCUCUAGGCAGCAAGCAGAUAUCUUCUUCCUGUGGACAGAUAGCUACCUCCAUCCACAUUCAAGUCAAAUCUCUCG